This is a messenger RNA of Cladophialophora yegresii CBS 114405, 1182 nucleotides long. Its product is annotated as 26S protease subunit rpt4. Bases 1 to 1182 code for a protein of 393 amino acids. Lineage: Eukaryota; Fungi; Ascomycota; Eurotiomycetes; Chaetothyriales; Herpotrichiellaceae. Gene Ontology annotation, cellular component: proteasome regulatory particle, base subcomplex; cytosolic proteasome complex. The transcript has 3 exons. Gene Ontology annotation, molecular function: ATP binding; ATP hydrolysis activity; proteasome-activating activity. Gene Ontology annotation, biological process: positive regulation of RNA polymerase II transcription preinitiation complex assembly. The record is from RefSeq and is a predicted model, not a curated record.
AUGGAUGGAAAUGGAGAUCCCGAGAGGCAGCAAGCCCUCGAGCAAUACAAGAACAAGCUACUAGAGUCCCGAGAAUGGGAGUCGAAGCUCAAAGCCCUUCGGAUGGACAUCAAGGGUCUUCAGAAGGAAUUCGAAACAACUGAAGAGAACAUCAAGGCAUUACAAAGUGUCGGUCAAAUCAUCGGCGAAGUUCUGAAGCAGCUUGAUGAGGAGCGAUUCAUCGUCAAAGCGUCGUCAGGUCCCAGAUAUGUCGUUGGGUGCCGAUCGAAAGUCGACAAGUCCAAGUUGAAGCAGGGGACGCGAGUGGCGCUCGACAUGACCACCCUAACAAUUAUGCGCAUGUUACCUCGAGAAGUCGAUCCUUUGGUCUACAACAUGUCGCUGGAGGACCCCGGCCAGGUUUCCUUCGCUGGAAUUGGUGGGCUGAACGAACAAAUCCGAGAAUUGCGGGAAGUUAUCGAGCUGCCUCUCAAGAACCCCGAGUUGUUCCUACGGGUCGGCAUCAAACCACCCAAGGGUGUGCUACUCUACGGGCCUCCGGGAACAGGGAAAACCCUGUUGGCAAGAGCAGUGGCGAGCAGUCUGGACACGAACUUUCUGAAAGUCGUCUCAUCAGCGAUCGUUGAUAAAUACAUUGGCGAGUCCGCGAGAUUGAUCAGAGAAAUGUUUGGCUACGCAAAAGAACACGAGCCCUGUAUUAUCUUCAUGGACGAAAUCGAUGCGAUUGGCGGGAGACGAUUCAGCGAAGGCACAUCUGCCGACCGCGAAAUUCAAAGAACGCUGAUGGAACUCCUGAAUCAGCUCGACGGGUUCGACUACCUGGGAAAGACUAAGAUCAUCAUGGCAACCAACCGACCCGAUACCCUGGACCCUGCGCUACUGCGAGCAGGAAGAUUGGACAGAAAGAUCGAAAUUCCCCUGCCGAAUGAGGUUGGUCGAUUGGAAAUCCUCAAGAUCCAUGCCGCGGGAGUGGUAACGGAGGGAAAUAUCGAUUUCGAGAGUGUGGUUAAGAUGAGUGAUGGCCUCAACGGUGCUGACUUGCGAAAUGUGGUAACCGAGGCCGGGCUGUUCGCCAUCAAGGAUUACCGGGAUGCUGUCAAUCAGGAUGACUUCAACAAAGCGGUAAGAAAGGUGGCCGAGGCGAAGAAGCUUGAGGGCAAGCUCGAGUACCAGAAAUUGUAA